Molecule: messenger RNA, 2147 nt
Organism: Zootermopsis nevadensis
Lineage: Eukaryota; Metazoa; Arthropoda; Insecta; Blattodea; Termopsidae
Product: formimidoyltransferase-cyclodeaminase
Molecular function (GO): transferase activity; folic acid binding
Source: RefSeq, a predicted model, not a curated record
UAUAAUGGGAGGUGUGUUGCCAUCGAAUGUCAUUGGAGCUACGUAGCUACAGGUUUCUAUGUCUGGCAAUAAUUUAGGUGCAAUCAUUAAUUGUGAAUCCUAGUUUGCUGUUGUUUUCGCUUAAAACACAGACUUCGACUCCGUGUUUCGCCUUAUAUUUUAGUGCUACUGUACAUAAUGCACCGGAUCGUGGAGUGCGUUCCGAAUUUCUCAGAGGGCCGGGACCAAAAGAUUAUUGACGAGAUCGCAGGGUCCAUCCGCGACACUGCGGGAUGUAUCCUGUUGGAUGUCGAUGCUGGGGCGUCUACCAACAGGACCGUCUACACGUUCGUGGGGGAACCUGACGCAGUGGUGUCGGGGGCCCUCAACGCUGCCAAGACUGCAAGCAAGUUCAUCAACAUGGCAGUCCACAAAGGGGAGCACCCCCGACUUGGGGCGAUGGACGUCUGUCCCUUCAUCCCAGUGCGUGGCGUCACAGAGGAACAAUGCGUCUUCUGUGCCAAUGAACUAGGCCGCUUGCUGGCGAGUGAACUUGACGUUCCAGUGUACCUGUAUGGUGCUGCCGCCUCACAGGCAUACAGGAAAACUGUAGCUCAGAUCAGAGCUGGAGAGUACGAGGGUCUACCCAACAGAAUCGAGGAUGAAAACUGGAAGCCAGACUUCGGUUCCUCGAAGUUUGUGCCGCGGUGGGGAGCCACCAUGGUGGGUGUCAGGAAUUUUCUCAUCGCUUACAACGUGAAUCUGAUCUCUACUAAGGAACAAGCGCACAGGAUCGCCCUGAAGAUCCGUGAACAAGGCCGCAGUACAGCGGAGUCGGGCAGGCUGCCUGCCGUACAGGCUAAAGGCUGGUGGCUGGAGGAGGCCAACAUGGCGCAGGUGUCUAUGAAUCUCACCGACCAUGACGUCACGCCCAUACACGUGGCGUACGAGCAGGUGUGCAAGGACGCGGCCGCCUUGAACCUGCCCGUCGUCGGCUCCGAGAUCGUCGGUCUUGUACCACUUACGUCUCUCCUCCAGGUGGCGGAGUACUACAUAAGCAGGGAUAACCUAUUCGUCCUUGAAGAGGAUCAGAAAUUGAGACUCGCCAUUAGCAGGCUUGGGUUGUCAUCCCUGAAACCCUUCGUCGCAAAGGAACGCGUGAUCGAGUACCGACUGGGCGACGCGACCUCAGGGUCGUUGGUUCGUCUCUCCACUGAGAGCUUUGUCCGCGCUGUUGGCAGUCGCUCUUCUGAACCUGGGGGCGGAUCAGUUUCCGCACUUCUAGCGGCCCUUGGCGCAGCGCUUAGUACGAUGGUCGGACAAAUGACGUACGGUAAGCGUCAGUUCGAGUCUGUCGACGGUGCGAUGCGAGAACUGAUACCCAUCGUGCACCGCGCUAUGAACAACUUCCUACCUUUCGUGGACGCAGACGCAGAAGCCUUCAAUCAAUAUAUGGUGGCUCUGAAGUUGCCAAAGAAAACACCUGAAGAAGCGGCUGUUAGAGACAAAGCUAUGCAGGAAGGUCUCAAGAAGGCUGUGGAAGUUCCUUAUAAUCUUGCGAAAGAAGUGAACCGUUUGUGGCCCACGCUUGUCCGUUUAGCAGCUCUAGGGAACCAGGCGACUAUUUCAGACUUGAAGGUUGGAGCGCGUUGCUUGGAGACCAGUGUUUGGGGCGCGUAUCACAACGUUGCCACCAAUCUCAAGGAGCUGAGGGAAGACGAGACGAAAAGCGAACUGCAGGCUGAGAUAGACGAGGCAGUGCGUGUCGCUCAAGACGGACUACAGAUGGUGCUGUCAGCACUAGCCGAGAGGGAGGGAAAUUGACAUGAGUUUGCGUUCAAGUUACCAUGGAGAACGCGUCUACAUUUCACGUAACAAAAAAUGGAUCUAGCGAUAUCGUGAAACGUUUAUUAAUGUGGUCUGAACAGGGAUCAGUUAUACUAACAGUUGGGUGCAUUUAUACGUUGGUUUAUUUUGUUUCUUUGUAAAUUUUUUAAAAUUAUUUUACCAUUGUUUAACAUUGGAUUAAAUAAAUUGUAACGAAACAUUAACCUUGUUGAUUGAGGUUUCAUGGAUUAUGAAUAUGAUAACACGCUAAUCUUUGUAUAGCGAAUUUAACUUUUGUAUGUAUCAGUAAAAUAUAACCUCUACUUUACGUGAAAACCUAA